GGCUGCCGUAGUUAUGUGAAGCCGCUAGGGGGCGUUAGUGUGUGUCGUGUCAAGUAUGGCUGCUCCCGCAGAAAGCAUGACUGAGAAUCCUACGGAAGACGUUCCUUUGGAGAAAACGUACACAGUGGAGGUUUUGCAGUUAGUGAAAGAAGCUCGACAGCAGCAUGGGUUGAGGCAUGGAGAUUUUCAGAGAUACAGGAGUUACUGUUCUCGGAGAAUCAGAAGAAUUAGAAAAUCUCUACAUUUCCCACAGGGAAAUAAACACAAGGUUCAACCAAAGAAAAUUACAAUAGAGAAACUCACGGAUGUUAGGUACCUACAUCUGCCAUUAUUCUGCGCUGAGAGGGCCUGGUUUUAUGCCAUGCAGCUCAAGUCCGAGGCAAACACUGAGCCCCGGAAAAAAUUCCACACAUUGGCCCGUAUCAAAAAGGCUCUGUUUUAUGCUGAGGAAUUUGGUAAUCUUUGUGACAGUCCAAAGUGUGACGCUAGGACCAAGCUGGAGAGUCAGGCAUAUUUAUCAUUGAUGAAGGGAGGACUGUACUUCGAGCAAGGAAAUUGGAAGGCAGCAAUGGAAUUCUACACAAAAGCCAAAACUAUAUAUGAGAAGCUGGGCAGUGCUUUCACAGAAGAUGUUCAACAGUUGUAUUUACAGCAGGUGGAGGAGAUCACACCUAAUAUUCGUUACUGUGCUUAUAAUAUUGGGGACCAGUCCGCCAUUGAUGAACUGAAACAGCUCAGACGGAAAGGAGGAGAGGACCAGCUUACGUCGCAUUUAGAUGAUCUCCUCUCACAAACCAGAGAAAAACAAACAGCCACUCUAUCAGAAGUGAAGUGGCAAGGUCGUAUGGUGCCGGUGAAGAAUGAACCAGUGCGGUUGUUUCUGUUAAAUUUACAAGACAGCACCAAAGAGAUAGAGUCUGCGGAGAGUGUUGAUAGCAAAAUCUCGAUCUAUGAAAGUGUACUAAAGCAGUGUAUUGAUGCGCUUCAGGUGUUAAAAGAUUCUCUACAAGACGACCAGAAUUUCAAAUUAGCAGUCAGAGGACAAGAGGUGGAAGGCAAAAUCUCCAACCAACAUUAUCUGCAUAGCUACCUGACCUUUAUAAGACUGAGUAAAACAAUAGAACGGAACUUGCUGUUGAUAGAGAUGAUGAAGAAUUACCUACCAGGCAAGAAAGUGGAGGAAGGCCACAAGAUCACCAAACCUCAGGACCUUGUUAGGCUCUAUGACAUCAUCAUACAGAAUCUGAAUGAGAUCCCUAAUUUAACAGGAGUAGAGGGAGACAGCAAUCUGUCAGAAGAAACAGCUGUCAGGGUGUUAGGAUACAAAGCAUUUAGGUCAUACUACAUCGCACAGUCCUAUUUAGGAGCUAAGAAGUGGAAGGAGACGAUAUCACUGUAUGAGAGAGUUCUACAGAAUGCACAGAAUGCCCUGAAGGGUUACAAGUCGCUGCCUAAAACUCAACAGACCCAGUUCAAGAUGGAAGUAAGCAGCCUAGAAGAGCUGAUUCACAGUGUGGAUGGAGAGAAAUAUUCUUGUCACGCCUCUAGUGUACUGGAUGUGAAUGAUGUAACUGACCACAUGGGAGCCAUGACGGUCAAUCCUAAACUGCCUCUGGUGAACCGACUUGAAGACUACACCGAUGACUCCUCACUGACCAGUAAGAGGCCAAACUUGGUGUCCUUCCCACCGGACUUUGAACCCAUUCCCUGUAGACCAUUGUUUUUUGACUUGGCUCUGAAUCAUAUAGACUUCCCUUCUCUAGAGGAACACUUAGAACAGAAACAGAAGACAGCCAACACUCGUGGCCUGACAGGAUUCGUCAAAGGAUGGCUGUGGGGAGGAUCUAAAUAAACAUUUUAAUAUUUACAAAUUUUUUUUACCUUUAAUAUGCAUUGUUAAUGAGGAGAGAACUCUGUCAGAUGUGUUCAUAUGUACAGUGGUGAAUCUGUGAGUUAAAAUUGGGCUAUUAAGCUAAGCCUAGACAUUUCUUUGUUCUGAAGUAUCAGUUAGUAGGUACUAGAAUCUGUACAUGUGAUAAUGACAGUGCUGUCAAGAAUGCUAAUGACAAGCAGCAUUCAAGUUACUAAGAGUUUUCACUUUGAAAUGUUGUUAAUUUCAAUAAUAUGUUGAUGAAAGCAAGUGCAAUUCCUUUGUAAGAGUUGUAGUGUUCAAAAGUCUGUUUGAGUUGCAUUUUAAAUUACUAGAUUUCCCACAAGAUAUUACUGAUGGCAGUGGGCUGCAUUUACAAUGUAUGAAUUCUAAUUUACCGAGUCUUAGAAUAAGAUUUUUAUUUAAAGAGGAUGACAUUGUCAAACAUUUGCAAAGUUUAAAAAAAUGAAAAAAUCUACUGACUUGCAAUGUUUAUGAUGCAUUUUUUGUUUUGGUCUUACACUUCAAAAAUAAUGAGUAAGAUACAAUAAAAUGGAUUACCAAUUGUUAUUGUAGUAAGGUCUGUUACAGAGAAACAGGAUAGAACCUAAGUGACUGAUAUUGAGGUCUGUUACAGAGAAACAGGAUAGAACCUAAGUGACUGAUAUUGAGGUCUGUUACACAGAAACGGGAUAGAACCUAAGUGACUGAUAUUGAGGUCUGUUACACAGAAACAGGAUAGAACCUAAGUGACUGAUAUUGAGGUCUGUUACACAGAAACAGGAUAGAACCUAAGUGACUGACAUUGAGGUCUGUUACACAGAAACAGGAUAGAACCUAAGUGACUGACAUUGAGGUCUGUUACAGAGAAACAGGAUAGAACCUAAGUGACUGAUAUUGAGGUCUGUUACAGAGAAACAGGAUAGAACCUAAGUGACUGACAUUGAGGUCUGUUACAGAGAAACAGGAUAGAACCUAAGUGACUGACAUUGAAGUCUGUUACAGAGAAAAAGGAUAGAACCUAAGUGACUGACAUUGAGGUCUGUUACAGAGAAACGGGAUAGAACCUAAGUGACUGACAUUGAGGUCUGUUACAGAGAAACGGGAUAGAACCCAAGUGACUGACAUUGAGGUCUGUUACAGAGAAACGGGAUAGAACCCAAGUGACUGAUAUUGAGGUCUGUUACAGAGAAACGGGAUAGAACCUAAGUGACUGACAUUGAGGUCUGUUACAGAGAAACGGGAUAGAACCUAAGUGACUGAUAUUGAGGUCUGUUACAGAGAAACGGGAUAGAACCUAAGUGACUGAUAUUGAGGUCUGUUACAGAGAAACGGGAUAGAACCUAAGUGACUGAUAUUGAGGUCUGUUACAGAGAAACGGGAUAGAACCUAAGUGACUGAUAUUGAGGUCUGUUACACAGAAACAGGAUAGAACCUAAGUGACUGAUAUUGAGGUCUGUUACACAGAAACAGGAUAGAACCUAAGUGACUGAUAUUGAGGUCUGUUACACAGAAACAGGAUAGAACCUAAGUGACUGAUAUUGAGGUCUGUUACAGAGAAACCGGAUAGAACCUGAAUGAUUUAUGGAGGUCGGGUAAGGAGAAACAAUACUACUUUUAUUGAGGUCAGGCAAGGAAUAACAAUAAGUUCUGAAUGACUUAUGGAGAAACUAAAUAACGCCUAAUACCUGUAAGGUCCUAAUGACUUGGGGGAGGGGGGAAUAAUAGGACCAAAUCACUGUUGAACACAAGAAAUUUUCAAUACUGCGAUUUCACUUGCGCAUUGGGAAAUUUUUCCCCAUUUUGAAUUUUCUAUAUGCAAUGUGUCCUUGUAACAAUAGAUUGUAUAGAUUCUGUCAUUGACAAUGAGAACAAAGAUGAAAGGGAGCAAAUAUCGGUUUGCCAUCAGUCUAAACAGGACUGAGUGCCUGUAGAGUCUGAGGGUGAUAUUGUGGCGAAAUUUGGGAUAUCAUGUAGAUUUUUUUCCACCAGGUAUUUUAGAGGUGAAGGUCAUGAGUCUGGUUAGAAGUCGCGUCAGAUGGCAGCAUCAGAAAGAACCCUCACUGCUGUGACCCAAUGUCAAAAUUUAUGUCACGUCAUCUACAACUGUAAUGACCUUAUAGAAUACAUUUGUAUGUUUAUUCGUCAAUUAAGGACCCUCAAGGGGCAUGUGCAACUUUAAUAACAAGAUCCAUUUUAAAUGCAUUAUGCCACACAGUUUGUUACGUAAAGGUUUCCUCUUUGGACUGAAAUGGGAUCAUUGAAAUAUUGAAGAUUUAAAAUACUACAGAUGAAAAGAAGAAAUGUAACUAUGAUAUAUUAUAAAAAGUGGGCUCGAAUACAUGGGGUACCAAAGGACGGUGCCUGUGCCUAAUGUAGCCGAGACAACCCAUUCAAUGAAUGAUUCAUAUGUAUUUGAGUGAGUGAUUUUUAAAUGGAAUGAACAAAAACGGCAUGCUAGUAAGUACCAGUCUAGAGUCUACAUCAAACUGCCAAGGCGGCGGGGUUCUGGGGUGGUCGGGGCAAAGUUUUACCACUGUGUUAUUUGUAGAUGAGAGUACAUGUGCUGCUUUGAUCAUGAACAUUUUUAAAUAUUGAUCUUUAGCAUUAAUAUUCAUCAGUGCAUGUAUAGUUCACUAUAAAUCGGAAGGAAUUAUAAGAAAUCCCCAUGUGUGAUGUCAUACCAUUAAUAUCAAAUAUUAAAACAUGCCGGUACAUUGACGUAUAAUAUCAGCGACUUAAAUAUUUGAUGUUCCAUUCAAUGAAAUAUUGAAAUGAGAAUUGGGUCUUCAAACUUCUCAAAUCCAGCCUUACAAUGGAAUCUCUUUUACUAACAAAUACUAAAGCGAUUGAGAAUACUAGACAUUGUAUGGAUGCUACACAAAUCUAGAAUUUAUAGUGUGAAAACAUUUUACAGUUUAAAUAUUCUCUGAUGUAUUGACGUAAAGGUUAAUAUUGUAAUUAAACUCUUAGUGAUCCACUAUUGCGGCAAACCUGCAGCCACGUGUCGGUACUGCGUAGGUAGGGGGUACAUGCGACAGCAAGCACCGUUUACAAAAUCGUGGUCUUGUUUGUCAAAGCAUGCCUCACCCUCCUCUCCAUGAACCACUUGGAGUUGAAUGGGAAGAUUGUAUCUUGCGUCAAAUUACGGGGAACCCGUUGAACCAGGAUUUAAUUUUCCAGUCGUGUUGAUUUUACCUGCAGGUUAUUGAAUCAGUUGAUAGUUCAUAUUAACUGGUGUAUACAGAAGAUUGGCCUUUGUUUCGCAUGCUGCCAGAGUUAUUUUCAAUGGUCACACGUGCACUUAAUAGUUGGUAUUACACACACCCCCCCCCCCCCCUAUUUUAUCAAGAAACAAAAACCCCUUCUUCGGAUACGAACAGCUACAUAUAUUUGUCGACGUGUCAUUGAAGUAAACGUAUACGCAGAACAACAAAUUACCAAAUUAAUAGCGAUGCCACCGAUAAAUACAAUCGAUUGUUACUCGACAACGCCCAGCGAUUCCCAAGAGACCAACAACAUGGAACUGGAAUGCUAGAAUAUUAAUCAGACAAGUAGAAUAAAUCAUAUUGGUUAGCAUUCUGCUGGUGCCAAUUUUCAGCCGGCGAUUGGUUGGGGUUUUUUUUUUUUUUUUUUUUUUUGAACAAUUGCUAAGUAUGAAUUCUUUCUUAGGGUGGUUUGUUGUAGACUAUUUAAUUAAAAGUUGAGCAAACUCUAGGACAGUAUAGCUGGAAUAACCAUUCAUGAAAAAGAGUUUAUAUCGUUAUUGAUUAAAACACGUUCAAUAUUUAUUAGUCUGCGAUUCUGCAGAAGCAGCGCUGCAUUGCUUCUGCUGUUUACUUAUGGAUCCUAAGCCCCAGUAUAUUUCGGUUUUAAACGACAUGUUUACUUAUAACCUGCAUAAUCUGGACUGAACAAGUUUAGUCCGGGGAGGAACACUUGAUUUAAAACCCUUUCACUCCUAAAGAACGACGGGGACAUCAGUGACGACGAUCGAUAGCGAGAGCACUAACCCAUAGCCAGAGAGAUUCACCGUCCGAGUUGUUUACGUUGGUGACGGCGCACUGGAACAUUAGAACGAAUAUUCAGCAUUUAAAGCCCGUACUGAAGAAAUCAUGGCCUCCUCUGAAACAGAUUAUGAUGUCGCUGCUCUGACAGCAAAAUUGAAAUCGUUCGCUCUGACCCAGACCAAGAGCGAUUCAAAGAUGGACAGCAAAACUGUGGGCAAAAUGGCUAAAGAAUGCUGGCCCAAAGCCCUCCAUCCCAGAGUGGAUUCUAGCGUCUUUCCGAAAGUGAUGGACAAAACCACCAAGUCAGUAUUUUAGAUAUUUUUCUUGUAUUCACAUUUAAUAGUUAGAAUAUUUUUCUUGGUAGUUUCUCUUCUCGUGGAUUGACUUGAUGUGCUGUUAUGUAGUUAACACUGCCGACGCAAUAUUUCACUAACUCGUCUAUUUUUAUAGCAUUCUUUAAUGGAAUGGUGAAGAGUCUAAGUAAAUCUAGGGCUUUGUUAUGCGAUGUGGGAUUUAAAAAUAUCAGGGAUUAUAUAGCAUCAAACUUAGAUCAUUAUUCUGUCAAGAUAAAGGAUACAAUGCUCUCGGGCUUAUUCCAUUUGUCUCGGGGAGGUGGAACUCUCGCCUACAUUACUAUGUAGUGACGAGGGAGACAACUUCUUUCAGUUCGAUGCCACUUUAUUCCGUUGUAGUUUGCAUGACAUUCCACUGCUUCUCAUAAUCCAUCAAACAGUCCAUUGUUACAUACAAUAUUAAUUUUCUCGCAGGUCCAUUAACCUUAACAAUGAAACUCAAGUCAAAAUGUUCAUCUCCGAGGCAGCGAAACAGUAUGAUGACGUCACUAAGAAAACCAAAGAGUUCCAGAAGCACGAGAAACUGCUGGCAGAAAAAAUCAUUGCGGCAGACUUAGGAAUCAAGAAAGCGGUAAUCACACGACACAAUUACUUGAAUAAGCCAUCAAAGACAAACUGAAUUCUUUUUUUUAACACAAGUAGCCAUACUUGGACUCGUAUAUCAGGCGUUUGAAACCUUUUUACUUUCGAAAAUUUCUAUUUUAGGCAGUUUCCAAAACUGGAGGGGUAGAUAAAAUGACGGACACUUCCAAGUACACAGGAGCUCACAAGGAGAGAUUUGACGAAUCUGGAAAGGGCAAGGGGGCGGAUGGCCGGACGGAUAAGGUAGAAAACUCCGGAUACGUUGGUAACUACAAAGGAAAAGGAACGUUCGACAAGAAAUGAAAUCUUAAUUUAUUUGUUACGUAAAUUAUUUCUGUAAUUAUGUGUGCCUUUGUGUGUUUUCUCUACAAUCCACAGCAGUUAUGAAUUUUCUUUUUAAAACAACAACUGAUUGUUUGGAUUGUGGUAAAUCAGCAAUAUUUGACUUUCAGUGUAGUAGAAUAGCAUGUGUUCAAACUUGAAAUCAUUGUACUUUUUGAUAUACUGACAAAACAAUUUGAGAGAAAAAUUCGUGUUUACGCCCAAUAGAUAUGUUCAAUGAAGAAUUAUUACAUCUUGUAGAAUUUCAUGUUUAUGUGUAAUAGAAACUUGAACUUUUCGUUUAAAUAUCCGCAAUAAAACCAAGUCAUUGUUUUGUAUCUACCGUGUGUCUUUUUAAAGCGCUCUACUAGCUCUACUAUAAGAGGGUAUGUCCUGUUUACAUUUACUGCACUUGAAUAAAUCGAUAAUGCAAAUCGG
Messenger RNA from Ostrea edulis (European flat oyster), 7574 nucleotides. RefSeq names its product signal recognition particle subunit SRP68-like. The record is from RefSeq and is a predicted model, not a curated record. Gene Ontology annotation, cellular component: signal recognition particle, endoplasmic reticulum targeting. Gene Ontology annotation, molecular function: protein binding; endoplasmic reticulum signal sequence receptor activity; signal recognition particle binding. Gene Ontology annotation, biological process: SRP-dependent cotranslational protein targeting to membrane. The coding region runs from base 56 to 1852 and encodes 598 amino acids. The transcript is spliced from 13 exons. Lineage: Eukaryota; Metazoa; Mollusca; Bivalvia; Ostreida; Ostreidae.